UGCGGGGCGUGGAAAAGCCGCCGCGGGGUUCACUAGCGACGGGGAGCAGGAGCGGCGCGUGAAGUUUUAACGGCGCUCAUUGUGACAAACUGUUCGCCGUGCUGUGCCUCUCCGGCGACUUGUUAGAGCCUCCCUGCGCACCACGUGACUGCACCCUCUCCCCCCCUUCGCUCUCCCUUCCGCAGGUGCUCCGUUCUGAGGUGUGUAUCGGCGCGCUGUGACUCUACGUGCGCGUGUGUGUGCGUGCGUCGCGGCUCCCCACAUGACAGGCGUGGCACGGGAGUCUCCUCAUGGUACGCCUGCACGCUGAUGAACGAGUGGCGCGGAGAAUAUACUCUUACGUUUGAAGAAGAACAAGAUUAACGAGCCCGAGGUGAUGUGACAUGAUGGACGUGAACACCUGUGGCGCUCUCUUGCCAAACCCAAGACAAAAAGCGAGGCCCGGGGACGCGGCGAGUGUAAUAAGUCUGCCUGGACGGGGAUGUUGAGCAGCGGCGGAGACGAGGAGCGAGGGGAGAAACAUAAUAAGCGUUGCAUCACCCCCUGUAUCACGCACACGGCAAAGCAACGGAGCAAAACGGAUCAACUUAUGCAAUGUCGCCGGGGCUUGUGUUGCACUAGGGACGAGAGAUAGCGGUGGAGGGUGAAGAUCAACGGAACGAAAGAAAAAUUGAAUAGAAAAGGUGACGCAAAAACGACGUCCUCACUCCAUCGCGUUCAACAAUCUUUCACAAUCCCUCGCAGCAUCGCCACUUCAAACACCGUCUGCAAAACUCUCUCGUGUCCUUCAUCACGAAACACACGGCGUCAUGCACCAGCCACGCGACACGACAGCAAUUCCUUUACCUCGCUCUCAGGGUCAUAUUCUUAAACACUGCGGCGCUCAAAACCACACAUUUAACAAGGCUUUCGUAGGAGUUAUGGGGCAUUACCUGGGGUAGUUUUAUGACCCUAGUAUUAGUGUGAUCAUUCUUCUGUGCCACGAAACUAAAAGAACACUCAUUAGAACCCGAUCAAUCUCCUUUUUGGGUUUUGGAAAUAGAUGAUGUUAAAGGCGUUUUAGAAUACCGAGCACAGCCUCAUCCCAGCUCCCUCUACAGCAGGACUUCGGUGUUGUUUUAGCGAGGGAGUUGAGGAAGUACAGCACUAAUACACACACACCAUCACUGUCCUGCCGCCCCUCACCUUUGUUAUCCUCUUCAUCGACGUUCCUGAGUCUGAGAAUGCACGCAGACUAAAUUGCAUGCGGGAAAACAUCAUAAACUUUCAAGGUACGCAAUUUUCUGCUCCGGUGGUGUGACUAAAAAUAGAGUAAAGGUGAAAGAAAGAAAGCAUAGCACGUGUUGCACAGGGGGCGACGAGACAGUCCCUUUAAGUUCCUCAAAGUUGGGCGGGGAAAGACGAGACGAGACAAGGUCGCCGACACACGAAAUUUGAAGCAAAAAAAGUAAACGUAAAAACAGAAAACUUGAGAGGCGUCGCCGAAAAUCAACCAGAAUACAAAAAAAGUGGAAAUAAAGCAGAAAAAUUAAGGUAUCCCCGAAAAUCAACCGGAAAACGAAGAAAAAGUGAAAACAAAACAGAAAACUUAAGAUCUUUCUGAGAAUCAACUAGAAAACAAUAAAGAAAAACAAACAAACCUCAACCAGAAAACAAAAAGAAGUAAAAAUAAAAUAAAAAGACAUCCCACCAAAACCGACUAGAAAAAAACAAAAGUAGUAAAAAUAAAACAGACAGCCUUAGAAAUACCCCCGAAAAGUAAAAAAAAUAACAACAAUAACAAAAAAUAAACUCGGGAGGAAGUGAUGAAUGGGGACGAGAGAAGGACAGGACGGGAAGGUGACUGAAAACAUAAAUUACGCGUUAUUUUGGCAAGAGAAGAGGAAGGAGCGAGCGAGCCAAGACGAGCCGGAGAGGAACGGAGAAGGUACCAACGACUGAGCUUAGAGGAGGACCAACACAGCAACACAACUCAACACAAAGAAUCGACAGCAGGUGCCAUGACGCUCCCUCCUGCCUCAAUUAUCUACCUGGUGGCCCUGGUGGGCGCCGCGGGAGGCUUCGCGCCCAGCAUCGAGGCGCCGUCAACCUCGGAGCAGCCGCCCACCACCACCGUGGACGCAGCAUUUCUCCCGGCCUUCCUCGGCAGACACAACACCACCGUCACCGUCCACGCAGGAGACACCGCUACGCUCUCCUGUCACGUGGUGCGGCUCGGGGAGAAAACGCAAGUAACGUGGGCGCGACGGAGGGGCAGCGACAUUGACUUCCUGACGGUGGGACAUCAGACAUUCCACAACGACAAAAGCCGGUACACGCUGAGGUACGAAAAGCCCAACAACUGGAAGCUGCUGAUCCGCCACGCCCAGAAGCGGGACGAGGGGCUGUACGAGUGCCAGAUCUCCACCCACCCGCCGAAGAUAAUGCGCAUGUACCUGUCCGUCAAGGUGCCCGGCAUCGAGGUGCGUGACUCCCGGGGCGAGGCGGUGAGCGAGGCAUACUACCGCGUCGACUCCACGGUGGGCCUGCAGUGCGUGGUGAUGCCCGUCCCGCCCAGCCGCCCCGUGCUCUGGACCUUCGGCGGCCGGCCCGUCACCACCAUGCCGCAGAGGGGAGUCAGGGUGGACACCUCGCUCAUGGGCUCCGGCCUCAGCUCGUGGCUCCACAUCGCCCGCGCCGCCGUCAGUGACUCCGGCACCUACAGUUGCACCGCCGGGGACACCGUGACGGCGGACGUCCGCGUGCACGUGUUGGACGGAGAGAGUUCAGCGGCAAUGCAACACUCAACGACAGAUGCUGGUCCGCCUACACUCCGCCCAACCUCGGGUCUCUUGUUUCUUGUCACCUACGCCGUCCUUGCGCUCACCUAGAACACUGCCGGCCUUAUGUUUCAAGUGAAGAUGAAUCUAUGUGGUGUGGUAUUAAGGCAGAAGUACAAGACAGCCGCUCAGACGAACAAAGGGAAUGAGGGAUGAAUUGUGUGAGCCGGAAAGAAAAAUGGGACAGUUUGGGAUCAGCCGGCGGAAAUGGAUGGUAAGAUAUAUACGGCAGGAAAUGGCACAAAGGAGCGAUGAGAAUUAGAAGGAAGAUAUGGAGAUUCAAAAAGAAGUGGUGUGCUAAAGAAGGAAUGUUGACGAAUGAUAUAGGAGAAAGGUACGUCAGUGGGUAUGGGACUGAAGUAGAAAAAAGUAUCGAAACAAAAGACAAGCGAGCAACGGAUAUUAAAAGGAAGGUAUGAAGAUUCGAAAAGAAAUGCCAUGCUAAAGAAGGAAUGUUGAUAAAUGAUAUGAAAGAAAGGUACGUCAGUGGGUAUGGGAUUGAGGUAGAAAAAAAAAGAAGACAAACGAGCAAUGGGAUACUAAUGAAGAUACUAAAUGGAUACUAAAUGAAGAUUCGAAAAGAAAUGGCGUGCUAAAGAAGGAUAGGCGACAGAUGAGAGACGAAAAAAAAGAAGGUACUUAAGUGGAUGAGGAAUAAAAGUGGAAAAACAAACAAAGAUUAAAGAGAGGUGGAUCACAUAAAAGUGAAACAAAAUUGAAAAGAACCGAAAAAAUCAUUUAAAAUUUAAGAGAGGAAUGUGGAAAAUCGAUGAAGACUGAAUUACAUGAAAAAGUAAAUUGAUGAAUGUGAAGAAUCGAGAAAAAAAAAUAAUGAAUGGAUUUUUUUUAGUAUUUGUGAAUUGUGUUGAUUGCGUAUAUUUCCGUUCAUUCGGUAAAAUAAUGAUGAUAAAUUGUAUUCACUGAUUAUUAUAUUGUAUUCAUCAUUUUAGUGUAUAUAUUGAUUUGUCAUAAUAGCUGAUGUUUUUUUUUUCGAAUGCAAUAGCAGUUUGGCAUCUCUCUCUCUCUCUCUCUCUCUCUCUCUCUCUCUC
Molecule: messenger RNA, 3868 nt
Organism: Eriocheir sinensis (Chinese mitten crab)
Lineage: Eukaryota; Metazoa; Arthropoda; Malacostraca; Decapoda; Varunidae
Exons: 8
Coding region: 2001-2870 (289 amino acids)
Biological process (GO): synapse organization
Cellular component (GO): neuron projection membrane
Source: RefSeq, a predicted model, not a curated record